This is a messenger RNA of Entrophospora sp. SA101, 4272 nucleotides long. NCBI's taxonomy places the organism in Eukaryota, Fungi, Glomeromycota, Glomeromycetes, Entrophosporales, Entrophosporaceae. The record is from the annotation of a GenBank genome assembly.
AUGGCAUUCAUAGACGAAACCACACCAUUUGCAUUAGUCACAUUAUCAAGCUUUAUACUUUUAUCAAUUCAAAAAAUUAGAAAACUUAAAAGUAAAAUUAAAAAAUUUCACGACAAUGAUGAUAAGGAAGAUCAUAUAAUUAACAAUUAUUUUUCAACAAUUAAAAGAGACUCGAUUAAAACUUUAAUUUCAUUAAUUCAAUCAAUAUUAUUCACAUUUUUAUUGGUGUUAUCAGCUUUGACUUUUUUCAAAAGAUCAAAAAAAUUAAAUAGCACUCUUAACAAACACUUGACUAUAAUAUAUUUCACAUCGUUUCUAUCUUUACUAUGGCAAAUUCGUAAUCUUUCAGAUGGUGCCGAGAACAAAGGAAAUGAUUGUUCUCUCGACAAAUGUAACAUUGACAUCCCAUUCGUCAUCACCAACACAAUCUUAUCUUUACUUGCCACCACCAUAGCAAUAACCACGCCAAGGGGUCCUCCAGAAUACGAUGAUAAUGGUCGUCUGGUUUCUCCAAACAGUUAUUCCUCAAUAUGGGAUUUCAUCACUUUCUCAACAAUGAAUCCGUUGAUGUGUAAGGCUUACAAAAAAGAUUCAAUAAGCGAUUCUGAUCUUGAUCAACUGCCACGUGAUUACCGCGCCUCGACCUUGUUUAAAAAAUUCGAGAAAUAUUCAUCUCCAAGUUACAGUAAUAUUAGCAAUAGUAAUAGCGGUAGUAAGAAACAUGGAUUAUUAUAUAAAAUUUGGAAAAGCAAUCGCAAAAAUGUUGCUUAUCAAAUUACAGCUACAGUAAUUGGAGCAUCCUUAUAUUAUGUUCCUAUAACUUUUCUUUACAGUUUUUUAAAUUUCAUUCAAACAAACCCUUCUUCACUUGGAUGGGGAUUCGUUUGUAUUUUUGGUAUGUUAAUAUCAAAUAUCUUGUAUUAUAUUUCAACCACCCAACAAUGGUAUUGGAGCGCAAGUGCAAUGCAAGUUAGUAUCAAAGGAAUGCUAAAUGCUGAAAUCUUUUCAAAAAGUUUAAGAUUAUCAUACAAUGCAAAUAAUGAUGAUGAAGCGGAAAAAAAUAGCAAAGAAGAACAAAAGGAUUCAUCAUCUGAUAUGAAAGGUGUUGGAAAAAUUACAAAUCUGAUGACCGUUGAUUCUCAAAGAAUUGGUCAAUUUUCAAUGUGGUGGACAACUGCUUUGAUCGAUUGUCCAACUCAAAUUACAAUUGGUCUUUAUUUCUUGUACAGAUUAUUAGGUGUUGCUAGUAUCUUUGGUUUUAUGAUUAUGAUAAUUAUCAUACCUAUAAAUCAACAAACUGCAAAAUAUUUCGCUAAAACUCAAGAAAAAUUAAUGAAAGCAAGAGAUAAUCGUGUCAAUCUAAUGAACGAAUUAUUACAAGGUAUUAGAAUGAUAAAGUUUUUCGCAUGGGAAAAAAAUUGGACAAAGCAAGUUUUAGAAACAAGAGAGGUUGAAUUGGUUCAUCUUCGUAAAAACUUUUUGUUUCUAUUAGCAUUUAAUUUUAUUUGGCUAUUAUCACCAGUCCUGGUAUCUAUAGUAUCAUUUGCUGUGUUUUCAAAAAUUCAAGGAAAUGUUCUCACACCAUCUAUUGUUUUCACUUCAAUUGCCAUCUUUAAUGAAAUUCGUUUUGUCUUGAAUCAAUUACCUGAAGUUCUAAUGCAAGGAUUUCAAGCCUACGUCAGUUUAAAAAGAAUUGAAAAAUUCUUGGAUUCCGAAGAAAUCAUAGAUAGAAUUAUAGUAAAACCAAAAAAAAGAAUAGCUUUUGAAAAUGCUAAUAUUUCUUGGGGAAAACCAUCAUCAUCUCCUUCGACGAAUUCAAAAAUUGACUUCAUCAUGAAAGAUUUAAACAUCGAAUUCCCCUUAGAAAAAUUAAGUAUAAUAUGUGGUCCAACUGGGUCCGGAAAAACUUUAUUACUAAUGGCACUUUUAGAAGAAACAAAUAUCAUUAGUGGAAAAGUAUAUUCUCCAAGAUCAUCAUCUAAUAACGAUGUUUUCAAUCAAAAUAAUUCGUCAUUGUUGCCUUCAAAUUGGAUAGUUGAUAAUAGUGUUGUAUUAGAAUCUGGUAAAGUGGUAACAAAUGGUGUAGUCGAUGAUUUACGUUCUUCUGGCGAAUUGUCUUCUGUGUUGAAAGAAGCAGAUAGCGGUGUUGACUUUAAUGAUUUAGCUGAAGCUGCUGCUGAAACAAUUCCACUAGUAAUUAAUAGCAAUAAUAAAAACAUUAGUAAAAUUAUGUUACAUCAAGGUGAACCUUCAACAGCUUCAUCUAUCACCGUAGUUAAUAAUGGUGAUAAUUCUAUAUCAGAAGAAUAUGACGAUGAAAGUAACAAUAGUAGUGAUGUUUCUUCAAUAAGAUCGGAUAUUGAUAGAGCAAAAGGAACAGUUAAAUUGAACAUUUAUUUGAAAUAUUUUAAUGCAAAUGGUAAUUUAUUAUUUUGGAUUAUGGUGAUUUUCUUAUUUUUUACAACAAGAGCUGCACAAAUUAUUGAGAGUUGGUGGCUUAAAAUAUGGUCAAGUUCAAGUAGUAAAGAUCCUAGAAAUGUGACACAACAAUUAUUCAAUAUGACAACUUACAAUAUUAAUAAUGACAACGAUAACAACAACGUACUAUUAUAUGAUUUAUCGUCAGUUCCAGAUUUUGAUUUAGAUGAUUCAAAUUAUUAUUUACUACCAUCCAUUACCAAUAAUAAUUACACAACUAUUCGAGGCGACAAUCAUGAUGUAGAUUAUUAUUUCAACAUUUAUGUAUUGAUUACAAUGGCAUCCGUUGUACUUGGUAUCAUGAGGUUCUUAUGGUUGUAUUAUGGUUCACUAAGAGCUUCUAGAAAUCUUUACGAACAAUUACUUCACAGAGUUAUUAGAGCACCUCUUAGAUUUUUUGACACUACACCUGUUGGCAGAAUACUUAAUCGAUUCAGUAAAGAUUUUGAGACAAUCGACAGUAUUUUAAUUGGCGACUUGGCUUUAUUCUUAAACAAUGUGAUUAUGAUGAUCAGUACUGUAAUGGUUAUAACGGCUAUAACAAAAGAAUUUCUGAUCGCUUCGUCAUUGUUUGGCAUAUUGUAUAUUAUUGUUGGAUCAUUGUAUGCCAAAGCUUCCAGAGAAUUGAAGCGAAUAGACUCGGUAACAAAGUCACCAUUAUAUUCACAUUUUGGUGAAACACUGUUGGGUAUUACUACAAUUAGAGCAUUUGGGGCAAAAAAGAAAUUUAUGAUUGACAUGUUAACAAAAAUUGAUAAUAAUCAUCGACCAUUUUAUUUAAUGUGGUGUGUUAAUCGAUGGCUUAGUAUUCGUUUCAACGUUAUUGGGUCAUUUUUGAGUUUCCUUGCUGGCUUGUUUGUUUUGUUGAAUAUAGAUCAUAUUGAUGCAGGUUUGGCCGGGUUGUCGUUAUCAUUUGCCAUGACAUUUUCAAAACAAAUUAUGUGGUCAGUUAGGAAGUAUACUGCUUUGGAGAUGAGCUUGAAUGCGGUAGAACGAAUUGAUGAAUUUCUUCAUAUUCCACAAGAAGCACCGGAAAUUGUUAAUCCACGACCACCAGCUGCUUGGCCACAUAGUGGUAACAUUCAAUUUGAGAAUGUGGAGGUCAAGUAUGCACCUGAUUUGGAACCUGUUUUACAUCAUAUUAGUUUUAAUAUUCAUGGCCAGGAGAAAAUUGGAUUAGUUGGAAGAACUGGAUCAGGCAAAUCUACAAUAUCAUUAACUUUAUUUAGAUUUAUUGAACCAUCAGAUGGAAAUAUUUUUAUCGAUAAUAUUGACAUUGGAACUAUUGGUGUCGAAGACCUUAGAUCCAGAAUCACAAUUAUUCCACAAGAUCCAAUAUUAUUUACAGAUGCAUUUUCACAAUACAGAGAUUACGAAAUUUAUGAAGCAUUACAAAGAGUUCAUUUAUUGCCUUCAUCAACAACCAAAGCAACUUCCUCCUCAUCGCCAUCAAUUUCAUCAUCAAAAAGAAAUAACGAUGAUGAUACAUCAAUAAUAAUGACAAAUGAUGAUGAUGUUAACAACGACAAUAUUAGCAUGUUUAGCAACUUAGAUACACCUAUUACAGAAGGCGGUAAAAAUUUUAGUCAAGGACAACGACAAUUAUUAUGUUUAGCUAGAGCUUUACUUAAACGAUCUAAAAUUAUACUAAUGGAUGAAGCUACAGCAAGAAUGAUAAGAAAUGAAUUUGUUGAUUGCACUAUAUUGUGUAUUGCACAUAGAUUAAGAACCGUUAUUGACUAUGACAGAAUAUUAGUAUUAGAUCAAGGAAAUGUCGUAGAAUUUGACAGGUAA